Pomacea canaliculata is the source of this 2936-nucleotide messenger RNA. Its product is annotated as ras-related protein Rab-8A-like. The record is from RefSeq and is a predicted model, not a curated record. The transcript is spliced from 7 exons. Gene Ontology annotation, molecular function: GTPase activity; GTP binding. Lineage: Eukaryota; Metazoa; Mollusca; Gastropoda; Architaenioglossa; Ampullariidae. Gene Ontology annotation, biological process: regulation of exocytosis; cellular response to insulin stimulus; protein secretion. Bases 43 to 672 code for a protein of 209 amino acids. Gene Ontology annotation, cellular component: synaptic vesicle; plasma membrane; endosome.
CAGCUUUUAUGUAAAUGAGGGUGUUUCCGCUAGUUUACCAAAAUGGCUAAGACGUACGAUUAUCUCUUCAAACUUUUGCUUAUUGGUGACUCUGGGGUGGGAAAAACAUGCUUGUUAUUCAGAUUUUCAGAAGAUGCAUUCAAUUCCACGUUUAUAUCGACUAUUGGUAUUGAUUUCAAGAUCCGUACCAUUGAGCUAGAUGGCAAGAAAAUUAAAUUGCAGAUAUGGGAUACUGCUGGCCAGGAAAGGUUUCGAACCAUAACCACAGCUUACUACAGAGGGGCUAUGGGAAUCAUGCUAGUUUAUGACAUCACCAAUGAGAAGUCCUUUGACAAUAUCCGAAACUGGAUUAGAAACAUAGAAGAGCAUGCUUCAAAAGAUGUGGAGAAAAUGGUUCUAGGAAACAAGUGUGACAUGAAUGACCGGCGGCAAGUCUCAAAGGAACGGGGUGAACAGCUGGCCAUAGAGCAUGGCAUCAAGUUCAUGGAAACUAGUGCUAAGGCUUCCAUCAAUGUGGACGAUGCCUUUUUCACACUUGCACGAGAUAUCAAAGCAAAGAUGGACAGAAAAAUGGACACAGGUGGACAACCUGGGCGACAAGGAGCACAUCAGCUGACAAAGAAAGAUGGUGGUCCCUCCAAAAAGUCCAUCUGGAGGUGCAGCAUUCUCUGAUCCCUGUAAAAUGCAAUACCUACCCUAUCCCCCUACUCCCUGUAGACUUUGCCUGUUGCCAUGGUGAUGGAGCAGAUUCCAGAGAACAGCAAAAAAUGUGAGAGAUGAUGUGGAUAUGCUGUCCAUGGCUUGGCAGUAGCUGAGAGCUUGUGGAGGGUUUGGAGCUUGAGGAGGUUUCAUUUUUGGAGCUUUCUGAGGCAGGUUGUUGUUUGUUGUAUUUUGGUGGGCUGUAACACCGUGAGAGCUGGUGGAAGGUUAAAGGGCAGAGCAUCCAAGUUAUACUGUAACAUCAAAGUGUCUGCGAAAAAUAAACUAAGAAGUCAGUAUCUUACAGUAAACAUUGACAUCUUCUGAGCUGAGACAAAAUUGCUUUAUAGCAAAUCUACAUUGUCAUAGUAAAAAUAAAUGACUAUCUGAGGACCUGAGAAGACAUUUUUCACUUACCAGACUGUGCCAGCAAUCCUUUCAACAACAGAGUUCAACCCACUAGUGUAUAGAGUUCUACUGCUUCUGCACUCAAGCAGCUGCAUCAUAUGGGCUUCAGUGCAUGUGACUCUCUGGUGACUCUGCUGUUUGACUUUUACAUUGUUGCAUUUGCAUCAUCUGUUUGUGAAGACUGGUUGGUGUCACACUCCCUGUCAUUACACAGACGUGUGUGUGUGCGCGCGCAUGUGUGUGCAUGCUUGUGUUUGUGCAUGCUUGUGUUUGUGUAUGGGUACGUUUAUAUGUGCAUGCCACAUAAAUUGUGUGGAAUGAAUAUGCAAGCUAUUAGACCUCAUUAGCGUAAGCUCAGAAAGGCGUUUUCCUCUAAAACCACAGUUAAACUAGACGUUUGCAAUCUUACAAAUCCUUUAGUCAUGCUGUAGAGUCUAAAUGAAGAGUUAGUACAUCUAGAUGGUCAGUCCAUAGAGCAACCCAAUGAAAGAUGUGAAGAUAUUAAAACAUCACCAGUGACUGCUGCCUGAUGAAGCCUCCCUAGCAUCUGAGGUCUGCAACUUGCAACAUCCCAGCAGUAUACCUAUGGUACCAGUUUAGCAGGCACUAAUGUGAGAUCACUUUUCCAAAACCCAUACCCUUCCUUCGUGACUUGGUCUUGGGGUCAUGAGAUCAACUGCUAUCAGCCACAGGCUGUUCUUGUCACAGACUGGUCAUCUGUCUCUUUUCAUAAUGUAUGCCAGUCAGAUAAUGCACCACUAUCCACAUGGAAGCAUGGCCACAUAUCAGAGUAUAGAGACUAAAACUGGAUGCUGCCUUAUAUGGGAAUAAUCUUUCCAUUGGUUGAGCCAGAAUUUGAACAUGUACUGAGGUGCUUCAUCAAAAUACAGAAGAUUCCAGGUCUGAGACUUGAUUUUAGCCUUUAAUUAAAACAUCAGUGCCUGAAAAAAACAUUUCCAUCUUCUGUAUGUCCACAUGCUUAAUUCAGAACAUGACCAUGUUUUUUCGGUGCAAAAAUCAAGACUGUCAUCAAAAUUUAGUGUUUAGGGCUCUUCCCCUUCCUCCUAUGCAUCAGGCAAUAUGCUUAAAAAGAUGCAUGUGGCCACAUGUAUGGGAAAGCUUUCCUGUGACUAAAACAUGGAAUCCUUGGAAUCAUUUGGUUCCUUUACUGUCCAGCACAUGCAGAAUGUCAGUAUUGUAAAUCAAGAUAGUCCAAAAAAUGGGUGUGCAAAUGCUACCCAAUGUUGGAAGUAAAAGCUUAGUGUCUAGGAGGUUAAAGCCUCUUAAGAGCAUCCUGCUAAGCAAAAACUAUAUAUAUAUGUAAAAAUAUUGUUGAAGUUUGCUGAAUGGUAUAGAUAUCUUGGUGAAAGGAAAUGUAAAAGCUUCCAACAUUUGUCUAACAGUGAUGUGAAAAUAUUUAUUUUAUUGAUCUUUCAAGCACGAUUUAACUGGAGGUUUGCCCAUCUGAGUACCCAUUUUUAAUUAUUUAUCCUGAUCUGCAAACCCAUGAGAAGGGUGUAAUGCAUUUGUCACUUGUAGGUGGAAUGUUUGCAGUCGGGGAGGGAGAAGGGGAGUUAAAGUGCUGCUUACACCAAAAUUUUAGACAGUAAACUUUCAGACCCGAAGGGUCUAAAAUGGUCAAAAUUUAAUCCAAAUUUAUCUUGUGGCCCCCAUUUUUCUUUCUAAGUGGGAUCUUAAACAGGUUUGUAAACAUGCUUAUGUUUGUAAAAGUUGCCAUCAUUCAUUAUCAUGAAGCCUUCAAACUGUAAAGAUUUUUCAAAGAUGUUCUUGGAAAUAAAUAAUUUUUAUCAAAGAAACAAGAGAAUAAA